GAUGCAAGGCUUGCAGACUAUUUUGAUGUGAUUGCAGGAACAAGCACAGGUGGUCUUGUAACCGCCAUGUUAACUGCUCCAAAUGAUCGUCAGCGUCCUUUAUUUGCUGCCAAGGAUAUCAGGCCCUUUUACUUGGAUCACCUUCCAAAGAUUUUCCCACAACGCAGUGGCAUAUGGGGAUGGAUAGAAAGGAUGGUGAGAUCAUUAGGAGGACCAAAAUACGAUGGAAAAUACCUUCGAGAAGUGGUGAGAGAGAAGCUAGGGAAGACACGUUUGCAUGAAACGCUGACCAAUAUUGUGAUUCCCACCUUCGACAUCAAGUCACUGCAGCCAAUCAUUUUCUCCUCGUACCAAAUCAAGAUGUCUCCUUAUUUGGAUGCUCCACUAUCGGACAUAUGCAUCAGCACUUCUGCCGCACCAACUUAUCUUCCAGCCCACAGCUUCAAGAACAAAGGUUCAGAAGGGAACGUGCACGAAUUCAACCUUAUUGAUGGUGGCGUUUGUGCUAAUAAUCCGAGCUUAGUAGCCAUGAACCAGUUAACCAAGCAGAUCAUUAAUGACAAUCCUGACUUCUUCUCCAUCAAGCCAAUGGAAUAUGGUCGUUUCCUGAUAAUCUCUCUGGGCACCGGGACUCCCAAGAAUGAACACAAAUUCAAUGCUAAAAUAGCAGCAAAAUGGGGUCUACUCGAUUGGUUAACUAACAGUGGUUCAUCUCCCUUGAUCGAUGUUUUAACUCACUCCAGUGGAGAUAUGGUUGAUUUCCAUCUUGCUACUGUCACCCGGGCUCUUAAUUCAGAAAAAAAUUACCUUCGUAUACAGGAUGAUACAUUGACUGGUACAGAUGCUUCAACUGAUAUUGCCACGAAAAAAAAUAUGGAAAAACUUAGCCAAAUUGGUGAGAGGUUGUUGAAGAAACCAGUAUCUCAGAUCAAUUUGGAGACUGGUCUGUUUGAACCGUUGGGAGAUGGGGAGACCAACGAAGAUGCUCUCAGAAGGUAA
Messenger RNA from Vigna umbellata (rice bean), 999 nucleotides. The record is from RefSeq and is a predicted model, not a curated record. Lineage: Eukaryota; Viridiplantae; Streptophyta; Magnoliopsida; Fabales; Fabaceae.